AUGACAGUGAAGACUAUACUCAGAGUCCAGAUGAAUGGACUGAUGAUCAUGGUAAUACCAACACCUGUAGAAGCACUACAAAGACAGAUGCCAAUGAAAACAGAAAAUGAGACAGUUAUGAGCCAAAGCAACGACAAGAUACUAGAUAAAGGGACAGAUAACAGAAUUUCAAAAGGUACCACGGAUAAUAAUAGUGGCAAAGAACAGAGUAGAGAAUCUGAUGAUCACAAUUCUCUAGAUGGUGAAGAAAAUAAGGGUGAUGAGGAAGAUAAUUACUGCGGUAUGGCAAUUGAGAAACACCCUUGCGAUGCUUCAUAG
Williopsis jadinii is the source of this 318-nucleotide messenger RNA. RefSeq lists its product as uncharacterized. The transcript has a single exon. The coding region runs from base 1 to 318 and encodes 105 amino acids. The record is from RefSeq and is a predicted model, not a curated record. NCBI's taxonomy places the organism in Eukaryota, Fungi, Ascomycota, Saccharomycetes, Phaffomycetales, Wickerhamomycetaceae.